Molecule: messenger RNA, 1909 nt
Organism: Nelumbo nucifera (sacred lotus)
Lineage: Eukaryota; Viridiplantae; Streptophyta; Magnoliopsida; Proteales; Nelumbonaceae
Source: RefSeq, a predicted model, not a curated record
CUCUCACUAAUAAACUCUACUUUACAUUUGAUAGAGAGAGAGAGAUGUUCUUCUCCAUUAUGAUUGUUUUCAUUUUCUUUUUUUCUUUUUUUUCUAGAGAUAGAGAUAUCUUAAAAUCCAAUUCAUUUCUUAUGCAAAGCAUCACCAGACUUGCGUAAAUCCCACUUGAUUGCUUCACCUUCCUGGGUUCUUCUCUCUCUCUCUCUCUCUCUCUAAUAACUUGAAACCUAAGCAUGACUUUUCUCCCCCUCUUUUAAAUCAUGGACAAAUAUUCUUAACUUUUCCACGCAAAAUCAAUAAAGAGGUGUUCCGUCUUCUCUUUCUCUCACUUCAUCAUGUAUAAACCCUUGAGCCUUCCCAGCAAGUGGCUACUUUGAAUUCCCAGAAGAGACAUCGAUAUCCUCAUCAUCGGCGUCAUCUCAAAAAUGGGGCGCCAUUCUUGUUGUUUUAAACAAAAGCUAAAGAAAGGUUUAUGGUCUCCUGAGGAGGACGAGAAGUUGUUCAACCACAUCACUAGGUUUGGUAUUGGCUGUUGGAGUUCAGUUCCCAAACAAGCAGGUCUUCAAAGGUGCGGAAAGAGUUGCAGGCUCAGAUGGAUAAACUACUUGAGACCAGAUCUUAAGAGAGGAAUGUUCUCACAGGAAGAGGAGGAUGCGAUAAUCAGUCUCCAUGAAGCCCUCGGCAACAGGUGGGCUCAAAUUGCAGCACAAUUACCUGGAAGAACAGAUAAUGAGAUAAAGAACUUCUGGAAUUCUUGCCUGAAGAAGAAACUGAAGCAACAAGGAAUUGACCCAAACACCCACAAGCCGUUGUGUGAAGCUGAAUUACGGGAUGACAAGAAAAGUAGGGAAGAAGAUUCCUUGCAGCCGUCUCAGCCUAAAAGGCCUCGACGCACACAGAGCUCAGAGGAAUUUGGGCAGGCAUUUUCCGUUAACAGUUCGGGCUACCAUGUUGCCGGACUCGAUGGAACUUCAGAAGAAAAAUUUCUGACAAAACAAAUCUUUGAUCCCUUUCCUUUGUUUGAAUUCCAAACGGGUAUCAAUCCUGUUGGAACAAAUUCCAACCUCGUGUCUCAACAUCACCAAAAUUUCAGACCUUUCAACCAGGCCCACUUGGCGACCACCUUUGAUUUUGGGUUUACUUCGAUGCCCCAAUUAACUAGUGUGACUGAGACAGAUACUUCCGAAAACAAUUCAACUUCGAGGGUGAGCAGCUUAUUCUACAACGAAACAAAGGAAAGUUCUAGUAACAGCUGCAACAUGAGCAGUCAGGCAGAAUUUCAGAUGAACAACAUGGUCAGCAAUGCAAGCUUCUGUUGGGACUCUUCUGACACCAGGUUGGAACCUGUUUUCCAGUUUCAGUUCAACGGGAUCAAAUCCGAAGAAUUGGAGCUACGUUCAUGGCAAGAUGAGCAAAAACAAACACAGAGUUCAGAUGAUUUCAGUAGCUUUCCAUUGACGUCACUAUCUGAGGACCUAACUGGAGCGGGUUUUGAUAUGUUCCAGCAUAUCUAGACUGUAAAUUCGUCACCUAGUUCCACCAAUUUUUUCUUCUUCUUCUUCUUUUCUUGUUGGAUUUUAAACCCCCUCCCUCUUCGCUUGAACACACAUAUAGAUGUUGACAGUACAUGGAGAGAUCCUACAGAGAAAGGUUUGAGUUGGUGAUCCUUUGGGCUUUCCUUUUCUGUUUUUUUUUUUUUUUUUUUUUUUUUAAUCCUUCUUGUCAACAGAAGUCGUGAAAUAAUGUUGUUAGAAUUGUGUGAACUAAAAUGAAUUCUUAUUCUGUAAAUGGAUUUUGCAGAAUGAGUGGUGACUGUUGACUGUGUUUGUUUGAGCCCCAUUAGGAAGUUGAUUCUAGCUUCUAAUGAGUAAUCUCAUGAUAGAAUAUGAUACUGAUUUUGGCCAGAAAA